This is a messenger RNA of Saitoella complicata NRRL Y-17804, 786 nucleotides long. Its product is annotated as NAD(P)-binding protein. Gene Ontology annotation, cellular component: cytosol. The record is from RefSeq and is a predicted model, not a curated record. The transcript is spliced from 3 exons. Bases 1 to 786 code for a protein of 261 amino acids. Lineage: Eukaryota; Fungi; Ascomycota; Saitoellomycetes; Saitoellales; Saitoellaceae. Gene Ontology annotation, molecular function: oxidoreductase activity.
AUGAGCAAGAACUUGACUGGAAAGACGAUCCUGAUUACCGGUGGCUCGUCAGGUAUCGGAAAAGCUACCGCCUACGAAUUUGCCCAGACUGCUUCCAACCUCAAGCUCAUCCUCACCGCUCGUCGCCUCGAGACUCUUCAAGCUAUUGCGAAAGACAUCGAAUCGCAGUUCCAGGGAACCAAGGUCCAUGCCGUCAAGCUCGACGUCUCCAACCUCAAGGAGGUGAACGGCUUCGUCGACGCCUUGCCUGAAGAGUUCAGGGACAUUGACGUCCUCGUCAACAACGCCGGUUUCGUUCACGGCAUGGACAAAGUCGGCUCAAUCGCCGAAGAAGACGUCACAGGAAUGAUCAACACCAACGUCAUCGGCCUCAUCCAAAUGACCCAAACCAUCAUCUCCAAGAUCAUGCUCCCAAAAGACAAAGGCGACAUCGUCAACAUCGGCUCCAUCGCCGGCCGAGAACCCUACGCCGGUGGCUCAAUCUACUGCGCAACCAAAGCCGCCGUCCGUUCAUUCUCCGAUUCUCUUCGCCGCGAACUCAUCUCCACUCGUCUUCGUGUGAUGAAUGUUGAUCCCGGGCAGGUGUUGACCGAGUUCAGUGUGGUCAGGUUUAAGGGGGAUAAGGAGAAGGCUGAUAAGGUCUAUGAGGGGGUUGAGCCUUUGACGCCGGAGGACAUUGCGGAAUGUAUUGUGUUUGCGUGUGGGAGGAGGCAGAAUGUUGUCGUUGCUGACAUGCUCUUGUUCCCUAGCCACCAGGCCGGAGCUGGUGCUAUGCACAGGAAGUAG